CCGGAUAUGACGCCAUCUGUUUUGGGGCGGAGCUUAUCGGCAGAGGAGAGGCCAUCACAGCGUAGCAAUCGUUACCUGCAAACAUUUAGAACGAUAGUUUUCCAUCACUGCUGUUAUGGUUUAACCAACAACCACAUUUCCUAUCCCCACCAGAGGAGUUAAACUGUAUUUCACCGACUGAGCAGCCAGCGAGCCACUGACCGCGGGAACAAUGUCCAGCCGUCUGGCCUUCCAGACCCAGCUGGCCUCCAUCAUGGAAGUCCUGGCUAACGCUGCCGUGGCGGAGAUCUGUAAGCUGGUUGACGAUGAUUAUGCCGUGGUUAGUUUGCAGAUGUCCCAAUGUCAUAGAGAGAACAAAUCCCUGAAGAGGAAACUGCACCUACUUGAACUGAAGAUGGCGAGAGGGAACGCCGAGCGGAGGCUCCGAGAGAGCUCCACGAACAGUACCCGACCGAGGGUGCAGAUAAACUGCGGCGACAGGCGCCGGGAGUCCUCACCGUCCACCGGUGGAGUGUUUGAGCGGCAGAUGGAUAUCACUCUGUGGUCUGACAGAACUGCUACACGCCAGGCAAACCCUUCUGGCAACAUCCAAAGUAUGUCUCCAGAUGUGGAACUGGUGGAGCCAGAUGCAAUGCUGGUAAAGGAAGAGAAGGUGGAAGCAAAAAUGUCUUGCAAUGAAGAAACGGUGGACGUGCCACUUAUAGGAGAUGAUGGAGUGCUGAAAUGUGUCCAUCGUGGAGUUUCUGGAGAGAGACUGAGGCUUGAAGAGCAGGAUACCCAGAUCCAAAUCAGCAGGACCAGGCCUACAGGCAGAAACUGCAACAACAGCAGAGGAGUGGAGAAGGAUGAUGAGCCAGAUGUGGUGCUGGUGAAGGUAGAGGAAGUGGAGCCGCUGUCGGAAUCUCAGAACCGAACAGACCUCCGCAUACAGGAGGGGUUGGUGGAGUCAAGCACAGAUGACUACAGAGGAGGGUUGCCAUUUGAUGACACCACGCAAGCCUCCACCAAUCAGCUUUUAGGCCUGCAGGAGUCUGAGGGGGGCUUCUCAGAGUCUGCAGAGCCUCAGUCGACCCCCAUGAUAUCAGAAGAUUCCAGCAGUAAAGUGGCAGUCAAACACCGGGUACCAGACACCAAGACGUCAGCUAACCCCAACGCACAACCACCAGCAGCGCAGAGAUCAAGUAACAGCCUCUCGCUAAGCUCUGAGUCCUCUCUGUUUGAAAUCGAGACAUUCUUCACCCGCAGGGCUCCUGAUCAUGACUCUGUGUCCACCCCCGGUGGCCCCUCAUGUUCUUUCAGCAUUGAUGACUCAGUAGAGUUCGACACAGAGGGAGUAACUAUUGUAGAGGCUGAGCCAUCAGUCUCCUUAGCAGUGAGGAUUAGUGGAGGGCAGAGUUUGUCCCCUGCAGCUGGAUGCUCUACAGUUCACAUCCAGCCCCCUGGGUCACAAGCAGGGACUUCUGUGUCUGUACCUCAGAGGAUCCAGGUUCCAUCUUCCCAGCAUCCAUGGAGCAGAACACCAGCCAUGAUUAAAAGUGUACAGUCAGUGAAACAACAGCAACUUAACAAUCCCUCUGCACAGACCACAUUGUACUCCAGCACAGCUGCUGCCGCUAACAGUAACAGUGGUGAUAAAACAAGUGUCUCUGGUAUCACCUCAACCUGCAGGAUAAUGAGCUCCACUGUGGCUCCACAGUCAGCUUUAGCUCUCAGGGGAUCCCCAGCACUGUUGGCAAGCAUUGAUUUAGCAAUUGCUGCACAGCAACGAGCCAGCCUCCUGGGUCACCUCAGUAAAAGCCAGCCUGCCAGUAUUGCCUCCGGCGAGCACCGCAGGAAAGGCUAUGUAUGCCAAGUCUGUGGUAAGUCCUUCUCCGGCUUGUCCAACCUGGAGGCCCACGAGAGAGUCCAUACGGGGGAAAAACCUUUCCGCUGCGACACCUGUGGGAAAUACUUCUCAGAGGCAGGGAACCUGAAAAAGCACCAGAGGGUUCACACCGGGGAGAAACCCUUUAGCUGCGAGAAGUGUGGGAAGAGUUUUGCCUGGAUCUGCAAUCUGCGGACGCACCAGCAGUCUGCCACAGGCUGCGGAUCACAGCUCAGUUGAGCAUAAGGACUGGGCUGAUUUCACACACUCUGCUGAUUUUAGUAGUAUAUCACUCACACACUAACACACACCUUGUAUAUCUAUCUUAGUGAAGACACCCAUUGGCAUAAUCCAUUACCCUGGACGGCGUGUAAACUGAGAAAUGCAAUACAGUGGGCCAUAGUCUAUUACAUUACAUUGCAUUUAGCUGACGCUUUUAUCCAAAGCGACUUACAAUAGGUGCAUUCAACCCCGAGGGUACACACCAAGAACAACAAGAAUCAAGAAAGUACAAUUUCUUCAAAAAUAAAGCAAAACCAAGUGCUAUAAGUAAGGGCCAUUUAAGUUCUACUAAAUUGUUAGUUUAAAAAAUUGUUAGUUUUCUUUUCUUUUUUUUUAAUAAUUUUUUUUGUAGACUUUGAUGCGGGCCACUUAAAAUGGAUGGCGGGCCGCAGUUGGCCCGCUGGCUGUAGUUUGGAUAACCCUGCUCUAAGGUCUCCGCUCAAAAUGGUCCUCACGGAGAUAUCUGUACAGGUACACACCCACAGAUACCUGGCCUUUCUUCAGUGUGAAACAGUGGCACAGCAGCAAUAUGUGAAAACGUCUAAUGUUAUGUGUCUUGACCAAAGUAGGUUUUGUUAUUUUUAGAGUCAUGUUGGUUAAGUUGUUUUGGAUUUGUGAGUUGUUCCAGGCACUCACUGCUUCUUUAAUUCAGCUUGAUUUGAAAGUCAGCAUAUGGAAGAAAAUGGACCUCAGACUGUGGUUGUUGCCCGGUCUUCCUCCAACCUGUUCUUGGGUUGUUCUCAGAAACACAAUUCACACUUAAGUGAAACCACAGUUAAUUGCAGGACGUUAAUGCAGAGGUGUGUGAUAACAUUACAUUACAAUACAUGUAAUUUAUCUGACACUUUUAUUCAAAGCGACUUUCGAUUAGUGCAUUUAACAUCUAUGUGGGGCAAUUCAUGGGAUCAGGACACCUGCCCAAGGACACUUCGGCAUGGAUCUGAGCCGCUGACCUACUGUUUGGAGGAUGACUGCUCUAUGCUGUCAGCCACAGCUGCCCCAGCUGCCCAUGAUAACAACCAUGUUCAGCCUGUUUGACAAAGGAUUGAAUGGAAACAAAUGUUCUGCAUGUGUGGUUUAAACUGUAUGAAGACUUUUAACGGUACCAGCUUAAGCCAAAAUCUUGUAAUUGUUAAUAUUGAAAUAAAAUUAAAAAUAACAGUCCAAAUUUCCGAUAAUACAUUUUGUUUCUCAAGUGCAACAACCAGUCCUUCUGCAUACAUACGAAUAAUGAUGACAAAAGUUGUGAUAGUUGGAGGCAGGACAGAUGCAUGUGACCAAGAAGUGAUCUCAGCAGUCAAGAUGAAUUCUGUAGCUGUUUGGCAGGCAGAACCUCAACUGUUCAGUUUUAAAUCAAUAAAAAUGUAUUUCUAUAGCCCAUAUUCACAAAUCACAAUUUGUCUCAUAGGAUGUAACAAGGUGUGUCAUUCUCUGCCCUUUACCCUAAACAAGUAUAGGAAAAACAACCAAACAAAAAUUAUAUUAAUAUCGGGGGACAAAGCUUUGACCUGGAAGUCAAAUAUCAUCCUGUUAGACAUCAUUAAUCAAAAAUGAAUAUGGACAUGGAAACAAGCAUGAUUAUGCCCAGGAUUACAACAGCAGAUCUCAUUCUGCUCCUAUAAAUCUGUUUACUUGCAUUUUUUGUGGGCUGUAUCAAAUCUAUUGUCGUCGGAGUAAUUUCAUAAACACAAACCCUUAAAAUUGCAGUUUACAUCUUAGUUCAGAUUUCUUCAUUUUUAGACAUUACAAUAAACAACUUGGACCAGCCACAAUGAUUCAGCUCAGGAAAUGUGUGCCCUUCCAAUUCAAAACUAAAUAAAUAUGUGUGAUGCAUCUCCACUUCCUCCCAAUGUAAAAAGAUUAAGACUAAAUGUCUCAGAUACGGCCACUGCCAUCUUGUGCUGGUGACAUCAUUUAGUGACAAGAGUCUGCUCAGUAGUGAUCGUAGAGUGGAAUCUAUUUUGUAUAAAGACAAAUUCCAUGUAGGGAAUGUACAAAUGUAAAAAAAAACCACAGAAGCUGAAAUUAACGUCUAUAAGCAAACAUCACAUAUAUAUCUUCCAUAAAAUGAUACAUUGGAGAGAUAUAUUAAACAAAAUCAUCAUGAUCUUUUUAUCAUCUAAACAAGGCCCAUUAACUGGCAGGAUUUACCAUUCCAAAUAUACUGAAGAUGUUGUAGCAGGGCCCAGUAGGACUGCAGGGGUGUACGUUACUGCCCUCUAUUGCUUUUGUAGUUAAUUUAAUUUCAAGGAAUUAUUUAAGUUGUUUCACAUUCAAUGCAGAAUAGUUACUGCACAUAAUACCUAUAAACAGAUGUCUGACCAUUAUUGAUGCAAACCUAAUCGAACCCUUUCCUUUUUUUUCUCGAAUGUUUUUUAUAAGGUUGGGCACAACUUUAACUCUUAAAAUGGGUUUCAGAUACUUAAAUCCAUCCCUGAUUGACAGUGACAUACUGAUGCCUUCAAGGUCGUACUAUUCAGCUAUUUGACUGUAAUAAAAUAAAACAAUCAAAGGCAAGUAUAUCUGUGCAGAGGAGUCGCCUGUCGUUUUUUCUGAGAUGCCUGACCUCAGGCCACAUGAGAAUCAAAUCCAAAUUGAUCUACCUGAAUCAAAAGUGAAUCAGCAGAAAUUAAGGGAAGUUAACUGAGCUGUAGUGAAAAUUGGAUUUUGUAUAUUUAUAAUAUCAUAAUGCACUAUAUUAGUAUCUGUUUUUAAUCUGUUUACCAGUGGUUGGUUAGUUUCUGGGGCGACUUUGGGUUGUGCCCCGCACAGGCAAAAAAGUCUAUGGUGUGGUAGCUGAACCCCACAGCCCCCAAAGGAGUCUUUGUUCUCCGGGCGACUUGAGGUUUAAACUAUACAAAAGUAGUGCGAAGAGGCCUAUUUAGUUUGAAUCAAUAACGUGUCCUUUGGGAAAAGAGGAGACUCUGUUCGAUUUACUGAUCCCGGAGUCAAGGCGCCGAUAGUUUUAAGAGUGUGUAUACAAGGCGAAAUCAUUUCUGAGUUUUCGUUCAAAAUCCUUUAAGUUUGCCACCACUGAUGUAGUAAAGCAAAAUGUAAGCUCUGAUGCUGCAGCAGGGUUAAUGAAUGUAUAAUGAAUGUUUUUUAUCUUUCAAAUUGAUGUGAAUAUGACAACAAGGGAAACACUCAGUCCACAGCCGAGGUUAAAACUAAACUGGGAAAAAUGAAAAAUUGAACUAUGGCAAAUUGAAAAGCAAAUGAAGUCAGUGAUAAACCGGCAAUACAAGGUGUCUGGUCCGAAGCAAAGCUUUGCUCGAGAAUGCCAGCUGGAGUCAUAAGCAGAUAAAAAUACAGAAUGUUGUGUCUUUAAUGCGGACAUGUGUGAGUGGACUGAUGGUGAAUUUUCAGUUCCUGGGUCAUUUACCCCAGAAAGUUGAUCCAAAUCCGAUGGGAUUAAAAUAACUAGAGCAGAUAAAGAAUAAUGCUACGAUUUCCACAAAUAUCAGUGAUAAAUGUUCCUGAUAAAUGCUGAUGAAUUAUCAAUCAAUCAAAUUUUAUUU
Molecule: messenger RNA, 5664 nt
Organism: Pleuronectes platessa (European plaice)
Lineage: Eukaryota; Metazoa; Chordata; Actinopteri; Pleuronectiformes; Pleuronectidae
Product: zinc finger protein 768
Exons: 8
Coding region: 212-2104 (630 amino acids)
Biological process (GO): regulation of transcription by RNA polymerase II
Cellular component (GO): nucleus
Molecular function (GO): DNA-binding transcription factor activity, RNA polymerase II-specific; RNA polymerase II cis-regulatory region sequence-specific DNA binding
Source: RefSeq, a predicted model, not a curated record